AUGAUCAUGGCUGCUGGUAUGAGUUUACCAUUGUAUCCAGCCCUCAGGGUGCUAUUGCGCACAGCACUUGGGCCCGAUGUACCCAGGUCUGAUGCGUUACUGGCCGUUCUUCUGGGUUACCUGCCUUCCCUACAACGUCUCGAGAUCUCAAUGGAGCACGAGGACCCGUAUACCGAUCCUCAAAUGACAGAUUGGAACCUGGUUGAACGUGUUUUGAUGGGUAUCGCCAGCGCACGCCCGAUACACAUCGAUGGAAAUGGCAUUAUAACUUCUUCUACACCUAUGCUAUCCAAGCUCACUCACCUGAAAGCGGAAAUCAAUGGAAACUUACCCUUAGCUGACAUUGAUUGGCUCAUGGUGCUUCUUCAAAUUCCCACAUUGACCCAUAUAUUCGGCACCAAAUGGACCAACGCAGCACGGUGGUUGAGACCUGAAUUUGUCAAUGCCGAUCGUCUGGUUCACCUCGAGCUUCGUGAGUGCACCUUUGAUGCUCAGAGCCUUGAAAGGCUUCUCAACCAGACCCGCAACUUGCAAACCUUCAUCUACGAACGCGGGUGGACAAAGCGGAUGGGUUGGGUCAUGAAAGCCUCCGCGCUCACCCACGCGCUUCAAUACACAUCGAAGACCCUCACCUGUCUUGAACUAUCAUUCAAUCGAUCUGACCGAAAGAUAAACGAGAACUUGUAUCUUCAGCCUCUCGACCUCUCGGGGCUUGUUCAUUUGAAGAGACUACGACUAUCCGCUGGCUAUCUUGUUCAGACUGAAGAGAAAAUGGCUAGGUUUAGAGGUCGUUACCGGUCGCUAUAUGACGAGGACGGGGUGUACAACAGUGCAAGGCCAGUGCACCACCUGCUUCCCAAAUCACUUGAGGAGCUGCACAUCUUCCAAAUUCACGAUGAUCUCGAGUUUAUCCUCAUGAGUGAUAAGUUGUGUGAAGGUCUCUGGACCAGAACACUUCCCAUUUUGUCGCAACGCCAAUUGCAACACCUCAAACAGAUCAUAAUUGAGGCCCCUUUUGAGGACAGAGGGGUGUUCGUGUUUGAGGCACUCUCCAAGGCCACAAACCAGGUUGGAGUGAAGUUAACAACGAUUGAAAAUUCCGCCGAUUACAUCAGAUCUUGGAUUACCGGCGAGACAAAACGAACAUGCCCGGAAAAGAAGAUUGACUGGGGGUUUGACGGCCAAAUCCAGUGGGCACAUCCUUUCACUCAGCGAGCGGACUCGCAUUUCGAUUUCCGCUGA
Molecule: messenger RNA, 1242 nt
Organism: Penicillium hordei
Lineage: Eukaryota; Fungi; Ascomycota; Eurotiomycetes; Eurotiales; Aspergillaceae
Exons: 1
Coding region: 1-1242 (413 amino acids)
Source: RefSeq, a predicted model, not a curated record